CAGCUUUGAGCAUCAUUCUCAGCACUAGCUUUACCUAGCAACUCUCAAGUUGCACUGCCAUCCUUCCGAGUCCCGUUGAGUAUCAUGGUUGCCUCGUUCAUUCCCUUUCGAGCCUUUGCUAUUUCUGCUCUGCUUGUCGGUGCUUUCUCGCCAGCCUGCCGCACGGCUCCCGUGCCAACUGCUCUCAAGACACGAGGAGUUGAAGAGAGAAACUGCAGGAUAUUAGGCUGUCUUUUCGCUGAAUCGCAUCCUAUCAAGUUGCUUUCUGAACGUGAAAAUGAGUCAUUGAACGCAGUGAACACUGCUGUACCAUUGGCUAUUAUUCCAGAAGACCUAGAAUUGGCAGCAAAGUCCAGCAGAAGUGUAGACACUGAUAGCCCACAUGAUUGAGCCUACCCUGUCACUGGACGUUGCACCUUCGGGCGAUGCGGUUAUUACACAGAGAUCGGUCACAAGU
Laetiporus sulphureus 93-53 is the source of this 457-nucleotide messenger RNA. RefSeq lists its product as uncharacterized. The coding region runs from base 85 to 390 and encodes 101 amino acids. The record is from RefSeq and is a predicted model, not a curated record. The transcript is spliced from 5 exons. NCBI's taxonomy places the organism in Eukaryota, Fungi, Basidiomycota, Agaricomycetes, Polyporales, Laetiporaceae.